Molecule: messenger RNA, 1032 nt
Organism: Rangifer tarandus platyrhynchus (Svalbard reindeer)
Lineage: Eukaryota; Metazoa; Chordata; Mammalia; Artiodactyla; Cervidae
Source: the annotation of a GenBank genome assembly
AUGGAAACCACCGCACAGGAGCAGCCCUGGUUCAGACAGACCUUCAGGUCGGAGACGGUUGGCCUCCUCUCCCGUCACUGUCCGGGCCAGUCACCUGUGCUCUCCAGAGAGGCGUCACUUCACAGCUCGUACUCCGUGGGGCACAUGCGAGAGUCUGGAAACCUGCCUGAGCACCCCGCCCCCCAGACUGGAGGGAGCUCGGAGGCUCAGCUCCACCGGAGGUGCCCCCGGCAUACCCCUCUCUACCUGCUGCCCUGCUGCCCACUGGCUUCUCUGAGCCUCGUCAGUGGAUCUUUGACAACCAGCUCCAGUCUACAAGCCUCAAGACAGUUUCAGAGCCGCCUUCCUCGAAGAAUGACACUUUCCUGUGUGAGUGGAUCAUGUGGAGACCAGCGGGAGCGGCAGGAGCACAAGGACCCCAGCCCCCAAGUCCCGGUGCUGGGGGCGGGGCGGGCACUUGGGUCGCCAGGAGCACCCAGUGACCAUGCGGCCUGGAAGCUCCAGGACUGGAGCCUGGAGUUUGGUGUUUGUUCACAGAACAUUCUGGAGCGACUGCCUCCCAUCCCCAGCUCAACUGAAAGGCCACUGAAGGCAGGGCUGCCAAGCCGCACCCCUCCCCUCCCCCAGGCAGUCCCGGGCACCUGCGCAGGUGGGCACCGGGGCCUGACCGGGGCCCUGCCCCACCUUCGUGGGGCAGACGUCAGCUGUUUCAGAGACUCCAGGACCCCACCGGCCGCUUGGUUUCCAGCCCAGGCCACACCCUCCCUGCCCCACGCCACCACCACCCCAGCUACACAUUGGGACCCGCAGCUCCGAGCUCCCGGCACUGGACAUGGCAGGAGGGGAUGCGGUGCCGUGGGAGCCCGGAGACCCCCUGUGCCCCCAAGAGGGACCUGGCCUCACGCCUUCCUGCCUGCCGGCCUGUCACUGCCCGAGUGCGGCACACACGCCGGGGGAACGGAACGUCCCGCAGGAGGGGCCUCUCUGGACGCCCUUCUGAGGAAGCUGGGUGCCCGCAGCCUCUCGCCGUGA